AUGCGUGGAUAUGUGGUGUAUCAAAAAAUUAGGAGAAACCUUCAAAACGUAGACAUUCCAGCGCUAUUAAUAUUUUUGAAGGAUCAUCAAAACAUCACACACAUAACUUUGGCGAAUAACAACAUUUCGGAUAGUGGCUUUAUAAGUUUACUCGAUCAUUUUGUAUUAUAUAAGAAUGUUGAGGAAUUGGAUUUGCAAAAUAAUAAUAUUGCUGAUCUUGGAAUUAAGUAUAUGCUGGAAGUAGGAAAGAAUUUGGAAAUAAAAAGUCUUAAUUUGGGGGCAAACAAAUUUGGUGUCCAUGCAUCAAAAGAUGUGGCACUUUUUCUACUAAAAAACAAGUAUAUACAUAGUUUAAAUGUUGCAGAAGUAAAUCAAACAGCUUCCAGUUUAAUAUACUUUAUGAUGGUUUUGAGCUCAGACCAAGAGAUCUCUAAUGGAACUUUAAAAAGCCUAAAUAUAAGUAGACCAAAUCCAGGAUGCAUGUAUUACUUUGAUUCUGUUCAUUUUGCAGAUGUCAUUGGUCACAUGCUGCAACAUAAUACUACUCUGAAAGCAUUGCACUUGCAAAAGUAUAACUUUGAUUGCCAUGAUAUUGAGAGCAUGAUGUUCAAUGCUAUACACAAUAAUUCAUUACAUUUGCUAGAUUUAGGUUGUAAUAAUAUAGGAGAUCAUGGUAUUAAUCACAUUGCCAAGUGGCUGGUGGAGAAGCCACCUUUGAAAACUCUUAUUUUGUGCAGGAAUAUCAUAACUGAUCAUGGUGCAAGGAGCUUAAGUUUUGCUAUUCCAUUUUCAAAACUUGUAUCACUUGAUAUUUCAUAUAAUAAGAUCACUGAUGAUGGAAUGGUCUAUAUUUUGUAUACAUUGAAGAAGUUUCCUAUGUUAAGACGGCUGAGAAUAUUCAGCAACUGUAUUGGACAUCCAGCUGCUAAAAGUUAUUUGCAGAUACUUAAACGAAUGUUGAUGUCUCAAGUGCUGCAACAAGAGAAUAUAGAUGUUAGACCAUAUAGAGUGGAUCACAGGUGGUACUUUGCAAGAUAUACAGGGGACUGUUGUAAAAAAGGAGAUGUUGAUGUUCCAUAUGGUCUCUUUUCACAAAUGUCAAAAUCUCCUCCUGUACAAGCAACUCGUCCAUGUAGAAAAUAUUACAAAUACACAUAUUCACAAACAACUAAGAUUGAUAUCCAACAUGUAGGUUUUUAUAUCUUCUAUUCUUAA
Habropoda laboriosa is the source of this 1215-nucleotide messenger RNA. RefSeq names its product leucine-rich repeat-containing protein 34-like. The coding region runs from base 1 to 1215 and encodes 404 amino acids. The transcript is spliced from 7 exons. NCBI's taxonomy places the organism in Eukaryota, Metazoa, Arthropoda, Insecta, Hymenoptera, Apidae. The record is from RefSeq and is a predicted model, not a curated record. Gene Ontology annotation, molecular function: protein binding.